This is a messenger RNA of Notolabrus celidotus (New Zealand spotty), 1369 nucleotides long. Its product is annotated as transcription factor HES-5-like. Bases 1 to 609 code for a protein of 202 amino acids. Gene Ontology annotation, molecular function: RNA polymerase II cis-regulatory region sequence-specific DNA binding; protein dimerization activity; DNA-binding transcription factor activity, RNA polymerase II-specific. The record is from RefSeq and is a predicted model, not a curated record. Lineage: Eukaryota; Metazoa; Chordata; Actinopteri; Labriformes; Labridae. Gene Ontology annotation, cellular component: nucleus. Gene Ontology annotation, biological process: anterior/posterior pattern specification; regulation of transcription by RNA polymerase II; regulation of neurogenesis. The transcript has 2 exons.
AUGGAGAUUUGGGUGUAUAAAUACAAGGCUGAGGCAGGAGGGACAGCAGCUCAGAUUCAACUGGCUCUUCAGACCGAGCAGGAACACUCUCUACAGCUCUACAGCUCUACAGCUAUGGCACCCACUGUUUUUGGACAAGAGAACUAUUCUAAGGAACACAUGACUCCAGCUCAUAAGCUAAGAAAGCCAAUGGUGGAGAAACUGCGCAGAGAUCGCAUCAACACCAGCAUCGAGCAGCUGAAAUCCCUGCUGGGUCCUGAGUUUGUCAGGCAGCAGCCUGACUCUAAGCAAGAGAAGGCAGACAUCUUGGAGAUGGCUGUGUCCUAUCUGAGAAUCUGGCAGAAGCAGAAGCAGCAUCAGCAGACCAGCAUGACUUCUGGCCCGAUGACAGCCAACGAUGGCUACUCUCGAUGCGUGCAGGAGGCCGUCAGCUUCCUGUCCCACUGCAACGUCCAGACUCAGGCCCACAGACGGCUCCUCGGCCACUUCCAGGGUCUGCAGGCGUCCAGCAUGCCCUCUACCCUCUCCCCUCCAGGCUCCCCACUCCAUCAGGUCAGCUCCAGUAAAGGCCAGAGCCAGGCCGGUGGAGCUCUGUGGAGGCCGUGGUAGGAAGGAGGCACAAUCAUCUCCACAGAGAUAAAGAGAACUACGUCUGUGAACGUCAUGGACAGACAGUUAGAGACUUGUUAAAGUCGGCUUUCUUUUGCUUUGCCAAAAGAUUCAAUAUUGUUAACUUGUUUUAAGAGUUUGGUGAAAUAGGCACCAUGUGCCCGUGCUCCUUUGGAAGACCUGAAUUUAUUUAGGUUUUACUGAGUAUGUACACCAUGUGUAUACACAUUAUAUACUUUAUAAUUAAGAGUUGUUACUCUGUGAAUCUGUUUACUGUUCCGCUGAGGAAAAAAAAAAAUCCUGAAUUUUUGUUUGGUUUGCAAACAUCAUUAAUUUGUACAACCCACAUUGGGUUUAUUCUGUUGAAGUGUCUGUGACACUGUUUGAUUUCUGUGUUUAAACAAAUGUCCUCUUUUGAUACUGUGUAUCACUGCAUGAUGUUUCAUCAGCUAAUUGUUGAUGAAUGAACAACCUCCAUGAAUGGAUCCCAUGGAUCCACUUUUAUUGUACAUCUUAUUGUGAUUGAAGUUGAUUCUGACUUUAUAUAUCCAUUAUUUGGCUGAAAUGUGAAAUGGUUACUGUUGGACUUGCCAGCUGUUAACUAUGUUGUAAUAUGAGAUGUUCUUCCAUCCUCAAAUGAUUACCUUUUAUAAAGGUGUGUUAUAUUGACAUCAAUGUUUCUAAAAGAACCUGUUGAAUUGCUUCCUUGAGAAGUUUUCCUUUGAGCUCCAGAAAUAAAUUGAAAGCUUCAUAUGAAGUU